Candida tropicalis MYA-3404 is the source of this 2598-nucleotide messenger RNA. It is a transcript of the gene RNR1, whose product is annotated as ribonucleotide-diphosphate reductase subunit. Gene Ontology annotation, biological process: DNA replication; deoxyribonucleotide biosynthetic process. The record is from RefSeq and is a predicted model, not a curated record. Gene Ontology annotation, cellular component: ribonucleoside-diphosphate reductase complex. Bases 1 to 2598 code for a protein of 865 amino acids. NCBI's taxonomy places the organism in Eukaryota, Fungi, Ascomycota, Pichiomycetes, Serinales, Debaryomycetaceae. Gene Ontology annotation, molecular function: ribonucleoside-diphosphate reductase activity, thioredoxin disulfide as acceptor; ATP binding. The transcript has a single exon.
AUGUAUGUCUUUAAAAGAGAUGGCCGUAAAGAGCCAGUCCGUUUUGAUAAAAUUACUGCCAGAGUGCAAAGAUUAUGUUACGGUUUAGAUCCAAAUCACGUCGAACCGGUCGCCAUUACCCAAAAAGUCAUUUCUGGUGUUUACCAAGGUGUUACUACUAUUGAAUUAGAUAACUUAGCUGCUGAAAUUGCUGCUACUAUGACUACCGUGCAUCCAGAUUACGCUGUUUUAGCAGCCAGAAUCGCUGUCUCCAAUUUACAUAAACAAACUACCAAACAAUACUCCAAAGUUUCUCAAGCUUUAUACGAAUAUGUCAACCCAAAAACUGGUUUACAUUCUCCUAUGAUUUCUAAAGAAACUUAUGAUAUUAUCAUGGAACAUGAAGAUGAAUUGAACUCAGCUAUUGUUUACGACAGAGAUUUCAAUUACAACUACUUUGGUUUCAAAACCAUGGAAAGAUCAUAUUUGUUACGUAUCAACGGUAAAGUUGCUGAAAGACCACAACAUUUAAUUAUGAGAGUUGCUAUUGGUAUUCACGGUAAAGAUAUUCCAAGAGUUAUUGAAACUUAUAAUUUGAUGUCACAAAGAUAUUUCACACACGGUUCCCCAUGUUUGUUCAAUGCCGGUACCCCAAGACCACAAAUGUCUUCAUGUUUCUUGCUUGCUAUGAAGGAUGAUUCCAUUGAAGGUAUUUACGAUACUUUGAAAUCAUGUGCUUUAAUUUCCAAGAGUGCUGGUGGUAUUGGUUUGCACAUCCACAACAUUCGUUCCACUGGUGCUUACAUUGCUGGUACUAAUGGUACUUCCAACGGUAUUAUUCCUAUGGUCAGAGUUUUCAACAACACUGCUCGUUAUGUUGAUCAAGGUGGUAACAAGAGACCAGGUGCUUUUGCUUUAUACUUGGAACCAUGGCACAGUGAUAUCUUUGACUUUAUCGAUAUUAGAAAGAACCACGGUAAAGAAGAAAUCAGAGCCAGAGACUUGUUCCCAGCUUUGUGGAUCCCAGAUUUGUUCAUGAAGAGAGUUGAACAAAACGGUGACUGGACUUUGUUCUCUCCAAAUGAAGCUCCAGGUUUGUCAGAUGUCUACGGUGAUGAAUUUGAAGAAUUAUAUACCAGAUACGAAAAGGAGAACCGUGGUAGACAAACCAUCAAAGCCCAAAAAUUAUGGUACGCUAUCUUGAGUGCCCAAACCGAAACUGGUACUCCAUUUAUGUUGUAUAAAGAUGCUUGUAACACCAAGACUAACCAAAAGAAUUUGGGUGUCAUCAAAUCUUCCAACUUGUGUUGUGAAAUUGUUGAAUAUUCUGCUCCAGAUGAAGUUGCUGUUUGUAACUUGGCUUCCAUUGCAUUGCCAUCUUUUGUUGAACACGAUGAAAGCAAUACUUGGUAUAACUUUGAAAAAUUGCAUGAAGUUACUAAAGUUGUCACUCGUAACUUGAACAGAGUUAUCGAUCGUAACUACUACCCAGUUCCAGAAGCUGAAAGAUCUAAUAUGAGACACAGACCAAUUGCUUUGGGUGUUCAAGGUUUAGCUGAUGCUUUUAUGUCUUUGAGAUUGCCAUUUGAUUCUCAAGAAGCUAGAGAAUUAAACAUUCAAAUCUUUGAAACCAUUUACCAUGCUGCUGUUGAAUCUUCUAUUGAAUUAGCUGCUGAAGAAGGUGUCUAUGAAAGUUACCCAGGUUCUCCAGCUUCUCAAGGUUUAUUACAAUUUGACUUGUGGAACAGAAAACCAACUGAAUUAUGGGAUUGGGAUACUUUGAAACAAAAGAUGGCCAAACAUGGUUUGAGAAACUCCUUGUUGGUUGCUCCAAUGCCAACUGCUUCUACUUCACAAAUCUUGGGUAACAAUGAAUGUUUCGAACCUUACACUUCCAACAUUUACUCUAGAAGAGUUUUGGCUGGUGAAUUCCAAAUUGUCAAUCCAUACUUGUUGAAGGAUUUGGUUGAUUUGGGUAUUUGGAAUGAUGCUAUGAAGAGUAACAUUAUUUCCAACAAUGGUUCGAUCCAAGGUUUGCCAAACAUCCCAGAUGAAAUCAAGGCUUUGUACAAGACUGUUUGGGAAAUUUCACAAAAACAUAUCAUUGAUAUGGCUGCUGAUAGAGCUGCUUUCAUUGAUCAAUCUCAAUCUUUGAAUAUUCACAUUAAAGAUCCAACUAUGGGUAAAUUGACAAGUAUGCAUUUCUAUGGUUGGAAGAAGGGUUUGAAGACUGGUAUGUACUACUUGAGAACUCAAGCUGCUUCUGCCGCUAUUCAAUUUACUAUUGACAAAUUGGUUGCUGAAAGUGCUGGUCAAACUGUUGCCAACUUGGACAAAUUACACAUCAAGAAGUAUGUCAACAAAGGAAGAGUUGGUGAAGAAAAUACAAGUGAUGCCCCAAGAUCAAAAUCACCAUCUACUGAACCAACAUCAUUGGAAAAUUCAAUUGCUGAUUUGAAGAUCACUGAUAACAAACCAGCUGAAACCCCAGCUGAAACCAAAGAAGAAGAACCAGUUGAUAACAGAACCAUUGAAGAAAUUGAAAACGAUAUCUACAGUGCCAAAGUAAUUGCUUGUGCUAUUGAUAAUCCAGAAUCAUGUACCAUGUGUUCUGGUUAG